UGCAGAGGAUGCUGCGUGCCUGCCGCAAGCCAAUGCCUGACACCUGCCGCGUUUCCUUCAGUCCCACUCCCAGAGAGGUGGGUUCUGUCUUGACCUCAUUCUGCAGGUGAGGAAGCUGAGCUUCAGAGCGGGGAGGGAUGUACCCACAGCCACGUAGCUGGCAGGUGGCAGGGCUGCCAUUCCAGCUGAGGCCCAUCAUGUGCAAAUAGCCCUCCGGGAAGGGUUCGUGGAAUGGGCCAGAGGAGUGAGGGAGACGGCCUUGCCUCUGUGCUGAACACCUGUGUGUGCUGGGCCUGCGAAUGGGGAAGAGCGCUGUGCACCCUUCACCUCCCCCAAUCCCCCAUCACUUUGCUAGGCCAGGUGUAGCUGGGCAUAAGUGAUGGGGGCCGGGGGGCCUUUAGUGGGAGGUGCCGCUGGAAAGGAAGACUGUGAGCCCAGGCUAAGCACUCCAGCCCUCGGGCCUCAGUGUCCUCAUCUGUAGACUGGAGACCGCAAACUCUCUAGGGACUUGGGGAUUGUAUGAGAGAAGUGACGGAGUAAAUGAGACGUGGCAGGUACAGGCUCAGCACAAACCCCUGGUGUGGAGUCAGGUGCAGUCCAGGCUGCUGUUAUUAUCCAGGAUACAAAGCACCUGGGCCCAGUGCCUGCACGUGGAAUUAGGGUUGUAUUUGCGCCUGAUGCUCAGACUGCUUUGAGUCAAUGCGGAAGCUCUCCCUGGGCUCCUUGGGGCCCUCCAACCCCAUGGCAGUCAGAGCUGGUUGUGGGCCAGCACAGUGGGGAGGAAGUGUGGCCGUGUGGCAUGGCAGCAGAGCCUCUUUCGGUUCCUGGGCCUAUUUUAAGGGUUGUGGGUUCCGGCCUCUGCCCGUUCCUGGGGCUGGAGCAGCCCAGGAGGCCCUCCCCUGAGCCUGAGACUCUGUGUCCUUCUGGACGGAACCUGAGGACGCUGGACCUUACACUUGAAAGAGGCCGAGGACCACAGCUGUGUGGACGUCUUUGCAGCAGCCACGUAGGCACCGCUGGCCUGGGGUGCUUCAAGGAUGACCGCAUCGUCUUCUGGACUUGGAUGUUCUCCACCUACUUCAUGGAGAAAUGGGCUCCCCGGCAGGACGACAUGCUUUUCUACGUGCGCCGGAAGCUGGCGUACUCCAGCAGCGAAAGCUGUGCAGACGGGAGGAAGGCAGCUGAGCCCGAGGUGGAGGUGGAGGUGUACCGGCGGGACUCCAAGAAGCUGCCAGGCCUGGGAGACCCUGACAUCGACUGGGAGGAGAGCGUCUGCCUGAAUCUCAUCCUGCAGAAGCUGGACUACAUGGUGACCUGUGCGGUGUGCACACGUGCUGACGGCGGGGACAUUCACAUACAUAAGAAGAAAUCUCAGCAAGUGUUCGCGUCCCCCAGUAAACACCCCAUGGACAGCAAGGGGGAGGAGUCCAAGAUCAGCUACCCCAACAUCUUCUUCAUGAUUGACAGCUUCGAGGAGGUGUUCAGCGACAUGACUGUGGGGGAAGGAGAGAUGGUCUGCGUGGAGCUGGUGGCCAGUGACAAAACCAACACGUUCCAGGGGGUCAUCUUUCAGGGCUCCAUCCGCUACGAGGCGCUCAAGAAGGUGUACGACAACCGGGUGAGCGUGGCCGCCCGCAUGGCACAGAAGAUGUCGUUUGGCUUCUACAAGUACAGCAACAUGGAGUUUGUGCGCAUGAAGGGCCCCCAGGGCAAGGGCCAUGCCGAGAUGGCGGUCAGCCGAGUGUCCACAGGUGACACGUCCCCCUGUGGGACUGAAGAGGACUCCAGCCCAGCUUCGCCCAUGCACGAGCGGGUGACCUCCUUCAGCACGCCCCCCACCCCAGAACGGAACAACCGGCCCGCCUUCUUCUCCCCAUCCCUCAAGAGGAAGGUGCCCCGGAACCGGAUCGCUGAGAUGAAGAAGUCGCACUCGGCCAAUGACAGCGAGGAGUUCUUCCGGGAGGACGACGGUGGAGCCGAUCUGCACAAUGCAACCAACCUGCGGUCUCGGUCCCUGUCGGGCACAGGACGGUCCCUGGUCGGGUCCUGGCUGAAGCUGAACAGAGCAGAUGGCAACUUCCUUCUCUAUGCACACUUAACCUACGUCACUUUGCCGCUGCAUCGGAUUUUAACAGACAUCCUGGAAGUUCGGCAGAAGCCCAUCCUGAUGACCUAGCCGCGUGCGGAGCCUGCGCAGAGCCCUGGCCGGGCCCAGCCCUGGGAGUGCUGCCAAGUGCCUACCUGUCCACCGCCACCGGGGUCUUCUGUGACACGCCAGUGCUGGAGCCGCAGCCAGGCGAGGCCACUUGACUCCCGGGGCCAGGGCCGACUCCACGAACACCAGCCCAAACUGAAGUGCCUCUUCCCUCCCCUGCUGGCUCUGCUCCGCCCUGUGCCCCCCGCCCAUCGCCCCCCACCCAUCUCUGGAGAGCCCUCUGCACCCAAAGAGGAGUAGAGAUGCCGAGCGGCCAUGAGAGAGAGCGGGAGGAGCAGCUGAUGCCCAGAGCGGGGCCAGACCGGCGCAUCUAUGUUCACAUCCCCCCAGCAGCAGGCGGAACCACCCAGCCAGGGCACUCAGCGAAUCAGACUGUCCACGCCUUAUUGAGGAAAGCCGGUGGAAGAUUCUGGAAUGCCGUGCGGAUGAACUUCAGCACCCGAGUCAGUCCCAGCUCAUUCUCCCCAGUUUACCACUUUGUUCUAAUAGGAGAUGGGAACACAAGAAGUUUGAUGGCUUUGCCCUGGGCUGGGAAUACCUCACCCACGCCCAGUUCCAGAAAGGCCUCCAGCUGAGCAGACGGCUCUGAUCCCGCCAGAACGGCCUUUUGCUUCCAGCCAAAGAACACCGCCAACACCUCCAACCUGGGACAUCCCAUGCUGGGCCUCGGACGGAGGGACCUCCAGAAUUUGGAUUCUGAGGGUAGUCGGGAGGCCUCGGUAGCCAGGCAGAACAGGACAUCUGCCAAAGGGUGUCUGCUGUCGGGUGGGGCUGGCAUCCUCCCGGGAAGGUUCUAGGUGGGACCCUGUCUUUUGGGGGCGGGGGUGUCUUUUCAUCUUCCCUGGUUUCCUAGAGCUCACUUCCUUUGACGGCGUGUGCUGGUCCCAUCUCAGACCAGCUCACUGAGGCAGAGGAGUUGCUCAGAGGCUCACAUGGGCACCCCCAUCGGUUCGUGUGAGCAGCUGCUCAGCCCCAGGCCUGCCCUCGGCCUGGUCCAGCAUGAAGGCGUUUCCAUCUGCAAGGAUGCACGGUACCCUCCCCAAGAGCAGAACUGUCCCCUCCCCAGCUGGGAGUAAACUGGAAGCUGGGUCUCUGUUGCUAUGUGUUUUUGUGUGAAGUUCCCAGGAAUAUUUGAGGGGUUCCAGUCAUGUGUUUAGGGAUCUUCUCUGUGGGGGGAAAAGGAAGAGGAGGGGCUUGUUCUCCCAUCUGAUUAUUCUUUGGGCUCCGGGAACAGGGGACUACUUUGGGGCUUUCUCCAGACUUUUGUAUGUUAUUAUUAAAAGCGAGCUAUUGCAUUUCA
This is a messenger RNA of Symphalangus syndactylus (siamang), 3515 nucleotides long. Its product is annotated as KIAA0930 ortholog. Lineage: Eukaryota; Metazoa; Chordata; Mammalia; Primates; Hylobatidae. The record is from RefSeq and is a predicted model, not a curated record.